Aspergillus oryzae RIB40 is the source of this 1398-nucleotide messenger RNA. RefSeq lists its product as uncharacterized. NCBI's taxonomy places the organism in Eukaryota, Fungi, Ascomycota, Eurotiomycetes, Eurotiales, Aspergillaceae. Bases 1 to 1398 code for a protein of 465 amino acids. The record is from RefSeq and is a predicted model, not a curated record. The transcript has a single exon.
AUGUUGCAGAAUCUCGGAUCCUUUUUGAUCUUACCCGUGACUGGGCCAACCCAGGCAGAGGCAAUGUGCUUUUUCAACGAUAUUUCGAUCAAGCAUCUGAAUGGAUACCGCCCUUGCGAACCAUGGCGGAACACUCUCAUGUUCUUCUCUCAAACAGUGCCAUCAGCGCGGCAUGCUGCCAUAGCUCUAGCCCUGAUUCACCGAAACUACCUGGAGUGUCAUUCUAAUGGUCAGGUGUAUCAACCGCCCGCCUUAAAGGACCGGCUACCGGAUAAGGCUCCUUUGCUGCACUAUAACCGCGCCAUUCAACUUCUGCUCAACCCCGAAAGUGAUGACAGCGCCGAAAUAACAGCUGUCACGCUUUUGGUCUGUUAUCUCUUUACCUGCUUUGAUCAUCUGGCGGGCGACGACGUACAAGCAAUGAAACACCUGCGCGGAGGUGUGGCGCUCGCACGCAACACAACAUUGAACUGCUGUACCUACGGCGACGCCCAAUCCUCGGGCGUUCAUACGACUAUCUGCCAGGUGACACAGCAGAUUCGCCGUCUUGACAUGCAGGCCGCCAUGUUUCUGGUCGACUGGACUCCAGCCAACAUUCAAGAGACAUCACUCUCCGACAGUACAUUUUGGUCACUCGACCAAGCUGCCGACCACCUCCAGGUGCUCGUCGCUCAGGUAAUGAGGCUGCGCAACACAGAGCAACAAAUAUCCCCGACGGGUACGAUGUCUCCGUUACCGUCUUCACCCAAAGACAUUGUUCUUGCGCAGUUGGGAACGUGGUCGAGACUCUUCGAAAACCUCCUGCAACAAGGCAGCCCCAGUGAGUCAGAUGUUGCAACUCACCUUCUCGUAUCGCUCCUGCGCUUACAACAUACUAUCGCGUGGACUCUCCUCCGUGGUUAUGGACCUGGCAGAGAAAUGGACUAUGACAAUUUCCUGCCCCAGUUCCAGCAAUGCGUCGCAUUGGCGGGCGAAGUAGCGGCGGCGCAUCAGCGGUAUUCGGGGUCAAGGCCGACUUUUACGCCAGAGAUCGGAUUUAUCCCCGUUCUUUACAUAAUUGGGGUGAAGUGCCGACAUCCUACGGUGCGUCGUGAGGUCUUGACUAUUUUGCGACGGCAGCCAAUACGGGAGGCGAGUUGGGACAGCAUCUCUACUGCCGGGGUGGUUGAGCGGGUUAUCGAAAUUGAAGAUGGUGCAGCUGGGGAACAGCAAAUGGUACCGUAUAUGGAACAAAUCCCCGUAUGGCGGAGGAUCGAAGCAUUGUCUUAUAUACAUAUCCCAUGUGGACAGUCUGCGGACAGGGUGGAUAUUACGUAUACAUUCUGCGGUCAGGAGGGAAUACACGUUGAGUCGCUCAUGAUAGAACGGACAGAGCGUUAUAUCAUGUCAAAUAAUUGA